Molecule: messenger RNA, 489 nt
Organism: Eruca vesicaria subsp. sativa (arugula)
Lineage: Eukaryota; Viridiplantae; Streptophyta; Magnoliopsida; Brassicales; Brassicaceae
Source: the annotation of a GenBank genome assembly
AUGAGUACAGGCACGACCAAAGGUGGAAGAGGAAAAGGAAAGUCCACCAAGUCCGUUUCACGUUCUUCCAAGGCAGGUCUUGCGUUCCCCGUGGGAAGAAUCGCUAGGUUCCUCAGGACAGGAAAAUACGCUGAACGUAUCGGUUCUGGUGCUCCUGUCUAUCUAGCUGCCGUUCUUGAGUACCUAGCCGCCGAGGUGUUGGAGUUAGCUGGAAAUGCAGCGAGGCAUAACAAGAAGACACGUAUUGUACCGAGACACAUUAAGCUUGCAGUGGGGAACGAUGAGGAGCUGAGUAAGCUUCUGGGAUCUGUGACUAUUUCUAAUGGUGGUAUUUUGCCGCUCAUUCAUCGUGCCCUUUUCCCUGCCAAGGUUGGAAAGAACAAUGGAGAUAUUGGUUCUGCUUCUCAAGAGUUCUGAGUUCCACCUCAUUGUAGUAAAUCGUAUUUGGUUGCACCUAUGUUUCAAUGUCGGAAUGAUAUUAAAUAAUGC